GUUCCUUUAGUAUAAGUAGGGGGCUACCCUGACCCCUAUGCUGGCGUAACCAUCUCUAGCAACUGCAUAUUUGAUUACAAACAUCAAAAGGUGUUACUAGGAAGGGUUGUGACUGGAAGCCCCAGAACGCAUUGCGUGCACUUCCCUCCGUAUUCGUAUCGUAUGAGCGGAUCUGCACGAGUCUGCCUUGCUUGUGGUGAGGAAGGAGAUUUAUUAUCUCAGGCUAAGUCAUGGAGGGGUAGAUCCGGUAGCUAUCAGAUUCCGAUACCAUCUCCGUAUGAAGCAGAAGAGGCGGUCCAUUGUGGUCAACUCCUGAACUAAUAGAUUCGUGAUGU
Messenger RNA from Aspergillus caelatus, 335 nucleotides. RefSeq lists its product as uncharacterized. The transcript is spliced from 2 exons. The record is from RefSeq and is a predicted model, not a curated record. Lineage: Eukaryota; Fungi; Ascomycota; Eurotiomycetes; Eurotiales; Aspergillaceae. The annotation marks the transcript as partial.